GCCUAACCAUCAGUUCGAGUUCCGAACGUAACCUAAGCAAAACAUAUAGUUUUUGUGUGUUCACCGAGUAAAUCUCCAAACCUCAGCCUAUUCUAAUGGUGGUUGCUGUCAAAGUAUUCAAAAAGACAACACCCAAUGGUAAGCUUACCGUCUACCUUGGUAAACGAGACUUUCUAGAUCACUUAGAUUUUACUGAACCUAUCGAUGGAGUCGUCGUCGUCGAAAAAGACUACCUCAAUGGGCGUAGGGUAUUCGGUCAGGUCAUCACGACCUACCGAUAUGGUCGGGAAGAAGAUGAGGUCAUGGGGGUCAAGUUCAGUAAAGAAAUGGUAGUUGCCAGCGGACAGAUAGCACCCUUACCUGGCAGCGACGAAAAAGAAAAGCUCACCCAAAUUCAAGAAAAACUAGUGAAGAAGUUCGGCCCAAAUGCUUUUCCGUUCACCUUCAAAUUCCCCGAAAUGUCGCCCUCUUCAGUUACUCUCCAGCCGGGUGAAGAUGACCAAGGCAAACCUCUUGGUGUCGAAUACACCUUGAAGAUUUACGUUGGUGAGCAUACCGACGACAGGGGUCAUAAGAGGAGCACAGUUACCUUGGCAAUCAAGAAAUUGCAAUAUGCUCCUCCAUCCAGAAACCGCAGACUUCCGAGCUCCCUCGUGUCUAAAGGGUUCACCUUUUCUAGCGGAAAAAUCAACCUGGAGGUAACCCUAGACAAGGACAUCUACUACCACGGCGAAAAAGUAGCGGCCACAGUUAUGAUAAGCAACAACUCAAGAAAAUCCGUCAAAAAUAUCAAAGUAUUCGUUGUUCAACACUGCGAAAUAACUAUGGUCAACAACCAAUUUUCCAAAUACGUCGCAAGUAUGGAGACGCGCGAAGGGUGUCCUAUUACGCCAGGUGCCAACUUCACCAAAGUAUUUUACCUGGUGCCUUUAGCGUCCAGCAACAAAGAUCGCCGUGGAAUCGCUUUGGACGGAUAUCUAAAAGACGAAGACGUGAACCUUGCCAGUUCCACAUUGGUACCAGAAGGCAAAUGUCCAGCAGAAGCUAUUGGUAUCGUCAUCUCUUACUCUGUACGAGUGAGAGUAAACUGCGGUACCCUUGGAGGAGAACUGGUUACCGAUGUGCCACUUAAACUUCUUCAUCCAGCACCGGGAAGUGUUGAAAAGGAGAAGAGCAACGCUCUCAAAAAGAUGAAAUCGAUUGAAAGGUCGCGUUAUGAAAACAGCUGCUAUGCAGAUGAUGAUGACAAUAUUGUUUUCGAAGACUUUGCUCGAUUGCGCCUUAACGAACCUGAAUAAAUUUUUAUUUUAAAUAAUGACAUGUUUGGAUAUUGGAACGACCUGAAAGGUAACAAAAUGCUACCGAUCAUAGGUAAAUAAAGAAAGUUUUCUCUUUUAGUACAAAUUUAUUUUGAGCCAGUUCAAUAUCCAAACGUUGGUUGUUCGAUAUAAUAUACCUACAUAUACCAAAGGCUUAUUUAUAUACUUAUAUAUUAUACCUAUCUAUAUCUUGUUAUUGCUUCGGAUCGUAAUUAUUAUGCACUUGCUGAAAUUAUUUAUGAAUAUAGCCGUACUGUUUACGUAGUAAUAGAUGAAAUAUUCAAUUUAUUCCAUUGUUAACGAUGUACCAAUAUACAUGCGUACGUAGGUACUAAUUAUUAUUAUUCAACUUUCAGGUAUUUUUGCGUGUCGUUUGUAAAGUUUAUUAGAAAAAGAAAAGCAAAUAACUAUGUAUUUUUUGUCUCGAUUACCUACUAAUUGUUAAUUAGUUUACUAUUAUUACCAUUAUGUUGUUAUAUAAUUCAAUGUUCGCUUCAGUAUAAUGUUACUACGCAAAUAAAAAAAUAAAUUGUAUAUUAU
Molecule: messenger RNA, 1859 nt
Organism: Agrilus planipennis (emerald ash borer)
Lineage: Eukaryota; Metazoa; Arthropoda; Insecta; Coleoptera; Buprestidae
Product: arrestin homolog
Exons: 1
Coding region: 96-1298 (400 amino acids)
Biological process (GO): G protein-coupled receptor internalization; signal transduction
Cellular component (GO): cytoplasm
Molecular function (GO): G protein-coupled receptor binding
Source: RefSeq, a predicted model, not a curated record